AUGCUGCUCUGGAGAAGAAAUGUCGUUGUUUCACACUAUUCUUUCGCGUCAGAGAAAGUCUUUCCGCUUGUGUACCUGCUCUUUGGGGUCGUUUUCAUCAUCACAGUUCCGAUUCUGAUGGUUUUCAACGAGUCCAAUGCCGAUGGAAAUCUGUAUUCGUCGAAUUCCGAAACGAAAAUUCUUAUCCCUGAAGUUAGACAUUCGAAAGAAGCCGUUCUUAUUCUCAAAACUGCAACAGAGACGAAGAUCUACUCUCCAGGAAACCCAAAUCUCGCCGACUCCACCGAAACGGCCCUCUGCUCCACCUCCAUCCUCCCCCGCUUCGAGGAUCGCUCCCAACUUUCCAUCAAAUUCUCCUGCUCGGUCUCGGACGUCAUCGGCUUCGAACUCUACUCCUACUUGGCCGUCAAGAUGAACGGUUUUUCCACCCACGAUUCUCAUUUUCUCGAUCAGCUGAUUUUCACCAGCGCCAAUUCCCCGCAAAUUUCUGCCGAAGCAACUGUUUCUUCAGAAAUUGGGUUGAAGCGAAUUUCGUCGAUUUAUGAUGAAUCAAGCGCGCUGCUGCCCGCAGAUGGGGAGAAUGUAUCGCCCGCCCUGAUGCCCUCCUUACAGACGGAUUUGUGGUCGCCAGACUUGGCCUUGCGCAAUCAUACAAGCAGGACCAUCAGAUUUGACGAGAUUCAUUCUAAUACCAGGUGGAGUACAGGUGAUACACAGUCUUUCACUCUGACAGUCAACUACGAAAUCCCGAUGGUCGUUGCUGAACGAAACGCGAAAGCCCUGACUUGGGUCAAAUACGGCUUCAUUCAAUUUUUCGCCUUCUUCCUUGCCUUGGCGUUCCUUUUCUCCGGACUGACCGAUCUGCUCUUUGAAUCUGGUGUUUUUGCGAAUUAUUCGAAGAUCGAAACGAUUAAACCGAAGAAAAAUUGA
Molecule: messenger RNA, 930 nt
Organism: Oikopleura dioica
Lineage: Eukaryota; Metazoa; Chordata; Appendicularia; Copelata; Oikopleuridae
Source: the annotation of a GenBank genome assembly